This is a messenger RNA of Juglans microcarpa x Juglans regia, 1222 nucleotides long. RefSeq names its product GDSL esterase/lipase 4-like. Gene Ontology annotation, molecular function: hydrolase activity, acting on ester bonds. NCBI's taxonomy places the organism in Eukaryota, Viridiplantae, Streptophyta, Magnoliopsida, Fagales, Juglandaceae. The transcript is spliced from 3 exons. The record is from RefSeq and is a predicted model, not a curated record. The coding region runs from base 484 to 1191 and encodes 235 amino acids.
GAUAGGCUCUUGAACUGACCCGACUAGCUGAUCAGGGUUUACCAUAUAUUAUAUUAAACUCUUGUAUGACCUCUAAUUAAGAUUUUACUCUAUAAUCCACUAUUCUCGUAUGGCCGCACUGUGUAUUGGAGUCUCAUCUGAAAUAAAAUCUUUUGUAGCUCCAUGAGCGUAGGCACGUUGUCAAACCACCUAGAUCUUGUGUAUCGUGUAUGAUCGAUUUCGUUUUUGCUUUACUUUUUCUCUAAUAGUUCCCAACAACUAUCUUCUAAUCCAAUAUGAAGCACUUGUGCAAAAUGAGAUUUUACAUUUAGUAGUUAAGGCUGUGUUUGGUAAGUGAAGUAGUUUAAGUCACUAUUAUUUACAAACUAUUCAAUACUUUUUCACUACUAUACAUUACAUUUUCACUACAAUUCAAAGAUCAUUUGAGAUCAUCUCAACAUCCAAAUUUAGAUUGACCUUCUUUAUUUUUAGAUAAGUCUCCCAAUGCUGCUAAGCUAUUUCAAGUCUGUAGUGAAAUCACUGAGGCAGAAACUGGGUGAUGUAGAAGCCAAGAAGUUGCUGAUGAAGGCUGUAUACUUGUUUAGCAUUGGAGGAAACGAUUACUUUAGCUUUUACACACAGUACCCAAAUGCUACUCAGCCGUAUCGAAGACAAUAUGUGGGCAUGGUGAUCGGCAACCUGACUAGUGUGCUCGAAGAAAUACAUGGUUUAGGAGGAAGAAAAAUCGCAUUUCAGAAUGCAGGGCCUUUGGGUUGCCUACCGGCCAUGAAGGCAUGGGAUCCCCAACUUGGUAGUGAAUGUGCUGAAGAACCCUCGGCUCAAGCAAGGCUGCACAACAGAGCUCUAGCCAAUGUUCUAAAAAAGCUAGAGAACAAAUUACCGGGAUUCAAAUAUUCAAUAUUUGAUUACUACAGUGCCCUUGGAGACAGGGUGCAAAACCCUUCAAAAUAUGGCUUUAAGAAUGGAAAGGCUGCGUGUUAUGGCAGUGGAGCGUACAAGGGACAGAAUUGUGGAGUAGGAAGAAAUGGAACAGAACCAUUCGAAUUAUGCAGCAAUCCUAACGAGCAUGUGUGGUUUGAUGGUGGCCAUACCACUGAAAGAGCUAACCGGCAGUUGGCAAAGCUGAUAUGGAGUGGAGGACCACGUUUCACGGGGCCGUACAAUGUGAAACAGCUAUUCGAGCAUCCAUGAGAAAGUACCAUAUUGUGACUAGUCCUUUCUU